AUGUCGCGUUCCUUCCUAAUGGACUCGCUGCUCAGCGAUAUGCCACCGCUCAACAAGAACAAGGAACCGCUCGGCUCACCCACUGCCAAUGCAACAGCUGCCGCCGUGGCUGCCACAGCCGCUGCAGCGGCCAUGCUGCCCGGCCUGCCUAUGUUGCCAUAUCCAGCCAGUUACGUGGGCAGUUACCUCUUCUCCCUGGGCAUACAGCAGCAGCAGCAACAACAACAACAGCAUCAAGCGGCUGCAGCAGCGGCUGCCGCAGUUCUCCAGCAGCCCCACGCCUCACUUUAUCAUCCGUACGCGCAGCUCUUCACGUCCAAGCGUAAGUCCAAUGGCUUUGGCAGCUAUGAUGACUGUUAUCCAUCCCCGCCACUAUCGGCCAAUGCUGUGGGACAUGGCAGCAAUACACAACUGACGAUGCCAACAGUUCCGCCGGCGGGUGUCUACGGCCUAACUACCAGCCUGCCUCACCAGGAAGCUGGUGCCUUCUGCACUUCGCCAUCAGCGUCCUCCAGCACCUCAUUGGACUAUGGAAAUCCUGACGAGCCGCAUACGAAACGCUUCAGGCAUGAAUCCUCCUGCUCGCCCGCCAGCUCUCCCAUAAAAUCUCAUGGUGCAGCUUCUAGCGCAGGCUUGGAGAUCACCCCGUUGAUCAGCGACUAUGCCGACUCCAGCAAACGCAUCCGCACUGCCUUCACCAGCACUCAGUUGCUGGAGCUGGAGCGGGAAUUCUCCCACAAUGCGUAUUUGUCGCGUCUGCGCAGAAUCGAAAUUGCCAACCGGCUGCGACUUUCGGAGAAGCAAGUGAAGAUUUGGUUCCAGAAUCGACGCGUUAAGCAGAAAAAGGGCGGCUCCGAAAGCCCAACCUUUAACUUAUCAGCCAACUCCAGUAGCCCACAGACGUCACCGUCAGCACCGAAGUGCUGUGAGCUCAAGAUCAGCGCGUAA
This is a messenger RNA of Drosophila novamexicana, 948 nucleotides long. RefSeq names its product GS homeobox 1. The record is from RefSeq and is a predicted model, not a curated record. Bases 1 to 948 code for a protein of 315 amino acids. Gene Ontology annotation, molecular function: DNA binding; DNA-binding transcription factor activity, RNA polymerase II-specific. The transcript has a single exon. Gene Ontology annotation, biological process: central nervous system development; neuron differentiation; regulation of DNA-templated transcription. Lineage: Eukaryota; Metazoa; Arthropoda; Insecta; Diptera; Drosophilidae.